Messenger RNA from Diatraea saccharalis (sugarcane borer), 2898 nucleotides. The record is from the annotation of a GenBank genome assembly. Lineage: Eukaryota; Metazoa; Arthropoda; Insecta; Lepidoptera; Crambidae.
AUGACCUUCAUAUGGACCGAAAUAUCGUUCCUGAACGCUUGGUGGGAACGUUCGCACCCGGUGAAACAAAAGGCUCUAAAGAAGCUAAUCAAGGAAGGGCGGCUCGAGAUUACCACUGGUGGCUGGGUAAUGCCUGAUGAAGCUUGCACACAUAUCUAUGCGCUUAUUGAUCAAUUUAUUGAAGGUCACAGUUGGGUGAAAAAUAAUCUUGGUAUAACGCCGAAAACGGGUUGGUCCAUCGACCCAUUUGGUCACGGUCCUACAGUACCUUACCUGCUUGACAAAAGCGGUCUAGAGGGCACUAUUAUCCAAAGGAUACACUAUGCUUGGAAACAAUGGCUAGCACAGCGACAGAUAGAGGAAUUCUUCUGGAUACCAGGCUGGUCCACUAAAAAACCAUCUCUCAUAGUUCAUAACCAACCAUUCGACAUAUAUUCUAUUAAGAGCACCUGUGGACCCCAUCCAUCAAUAUGUCUAAGCUUCGAUUUCCGAAAAAUCCCCGGAGAAUAUUCGGAGUACACAGCUAAACACGAAGAGAUUACAGAUCAAAAUCUUCAUAGUAAAUCGAAGACGCUUAUAGAGGAGUAUAAUCGCAUUGGUUCGCUAACCCCGCACAAUGUUGUCUUAGUACCACUUGGGGAUGAUUUUAGAUACGAUUAUGAUGUAGAAUUUGAUGCACAGUACAUCAACUAUAUGAAAAUGUUUAAUUAUAUCAAUAGCCAUAAAGAAUUGUUUAAUGCUGACGUGCAGUUCGGAACACCUCUAGAUUAUUUUAAUGCUAUAAAAGAGAGACACGCAAAUAUACCAACAUUAAAAGGAGAUUUCUUCGUCUACUCAGAUAUAUUCAGUGAAGGAAAGCCAGCAUACUGGUCCGGUUAUUAUACCACCAGACCUUAUCUUAAGAUUCUCGCACGACAAUUCGAACAUCAACUUAGGACUUCUGAAAUACUAUUUACACUAGUAUCAAAUUAUAUAAAACAAUCCCAUGAUCACAGACUUGUUUCAACGGAGAAAAGAUUGGAGAAAUCAUACGAGCAACUCAUUAAUGCCAGAAGGAAUUUGGGUCUCUUCCAACAUCAUGAUGCCAUAACGGGAACUUCUAAAGCUACCGUUAUGUAUGAUUACGGUACAAAAUUAUUUACCAGCAUAUAUCACUGCAUUCGUUUACAAGAAGCCGCUCUGACUGCAAUCAUGCUUCCCAACGAAAACCUACACGCUCAGAGCAUCCUUCAAAGUGAAUCUGAAUGGGAAACCUAUGGCAAACCGGUCAAAAAACUUCAUGUUUCUCACAUAGAUAAGAAAAAGGUUGUGAUAUUCAACCCACUAGCAGAAACACGGACUGAAGUUAUAAAUGUAAGAUCAAAUACUACUAAUAUAAGGGUCUUCGACAAUCGUUUAAAAGAGUAUGUUCAGUACCAAAUCACGCCUAAUAUAGACAUUAAAGAAAAUGGCAAACGUGUCAUAAGUGAUAGCAACUUUGACUUGUUGUUUGUAGCGCAAUUACCACCAUUGACUUCGGUCUCUUUCAGUCUUGAGGAAUACACCAACAAAUCCCAUCAUUGCGAAGUGUUUUGCAACAACUGCAAUGACGAUCUGAAAGCUGAUUCUGAAAAGUUAUUUAACAUCAAAAAGAUGAUGCCUGGUGAUAUUCAGUUGGAGAAUUCCAUGAUGACGUUACUAAUUAAUAGAAACACUGGAUUUAUGAGACAAAUAUACAGGAAAGAUAUAAGAAAAAGGAACGUAGUUGAAAUGCAAUUUGGUGCAUAUCAGAGCGCCCAAAGACAUUCCGGAGCUUACCUUUUCAUGCCAGAUUAUGAUUCCCCAGAAAAAAGUGUUUUACAUCCUUACUCCAAUUGGAAUAGUUUGCAAGAUGACAACAUAAUAAUAGUCUCCGGACCGAUUUCCACGGAAAUCACUACUAUGUAUUUACCGUUUUUAGUACACACAGUUAGAAUUUACAACGUGGACGACCCGUCUCUCUCUAGAGGUGUAUACAUUGAAAAUAUCGUGGACUUUGAGAAUCCACCGAAGAAUAGGGAAACGGAAUUGUUUAUGAGGAUACAAACAGACAUACAGAAUGGGGAUGUACCUGAAUAUUAUACAGAUCAGAACGGCUUCCAAUAUCAGAAGAGAGUGAAAGUAGAGAAGUUGGGUAUAGAGGCUAAUUAUUAUCCGAUUACAACUAUGGCAUGGAUGCAGGACGAGGAAACUCGUCUGACCCUAAUUACAAACCACGCGCAAGGAUCGGCUGCGUACGAGCCGGGCCGAUUAGAGGUUAUGCUCGACAGGCGUACACUAUACGAUGACUUUAGAGGCAUAGGUGAAGGUGUCGUCGAUAACAAACCUACUAUAUUCCAAAACUGGCUGCUGCUCGAAACUAUGACAGGAACUGAGAGAACAAAACGAGACACGAGUGGAAGAAGUUUUGUUCAUAUAAAUGAGAGACACUUCAGUCCGAAUCAAAAGGAUUCACGUUAUGAAUUGCCAUCGCAGACAGCAGACUACCUAAGUAGAACGCUCAAUUAUCCCGUGAACACUUACUUGAUCGACACCAGUGAAGUUGCCGAUGUAGAAGUGAAGUCGCAUCAAAGUUUCAUUCAGAACUUUCCGCCGGGUGUACACCUGGUUACUAUGCGUACUAUAACAGACGAUAUCCUGGAACAGUUCCCGAGCUCGUCGUGCUACAUGGUGCUACACAAACCAGGCUACAGCUGCUCCGUCGGAGGCAUGUCCAAGAAGUCGGGUAUUUUUACGUCCAAGACUAGAUUCAGUGGUCUGCAUAUUAAUAAUUUAACUUCGGUGAGUUUGACUGGUUUGAAAACAUUCAAGUCCCUCUCCGGACUACAUGAUAUCAAAUUGGAUCCUAUGGAAGUAAAGACAUAUAAGAUACGGUUUUGA